UAUCAUUGCGCAAGUGCGACAAGCCAGGCGAAAUUUUGGGUGAUGUUUUGCGAGGUUUCCGCGAUCGUGGCUUCACAAUCGGUCGUUUUCUAAAUCGCUGCCUCUCCUUCUGCAUCCUCUGGCUGGUGACCACCUACCUAUAUACCAUGUCUCUGCGCGUACUUUUCGCCACCGAUGCCAUGGCGCUAUUCGCAACCAAUGUCGCUUGUGUCUAUCUGCUUUCAUGGGUCAUUCUUCAUGAACAAUUUGUCGGUGUACGGAUUGUUGCGGUCAUUUUAUGCGACACCGGCAUUGCGCUGCUUGCAUACAUGGAUGGCAUUACGGAAAGUCGCACGCUGAGCGGUGUUGUGCUGGCAACGCUGGGCGCUGCCGGUUACGCAGUCUUUAGGGUUAUGUUCCGCAAAGUGAUGGGCGAUCCACCGAUUGGCCAGAUUGCAUUUGCCUUUACUACGCUUGGAUUUCUCAAUGCGUUACUGCUGUGGCCCGUUUGCGUGGGACUCUACUUGGCUGGCUAUGAGAGUAUGCCGUCAGAUCGUAUGCCAUGGAUUAUUUUACUAAUUGCCAGUAUAUUGUUAUUGGUUUUUCACAUAUUAAUGCAAUUCAGCGCAGCGGUCACUUAUAAUAUGUUUGUAACGCUCGGUUUGAUAACAGCAGUACCAGUUUCAGGAGCUUUGGAUGUUGUUCUCUAUGGCGCUACUUUCGCGGGAAUGAAAUUAGCUGGCGUCAUUCUAAUUGCUGUUGGCUUUUUCCUAGUUAUGUUCCCCGAAAACUGGCCGGACUACAUCACACGCUUGCUAAGAAAGAGUGGUCGUGCUAUACUGCGUUACCAAUGUUGUUGUGAAUUAGCUGAAAUUCAUUAUCCCCAUGCGAUGGGGUCGAGGUCCUCGCCACGGAUCGUUAACCGGUCAGCAUCCCACCAUUAUAGACUAUCGGACGGGAUACAUAAGGUCCCAUCUUCGGUCACCAUCUGGCCGUGUGAGAUGACUGACAUGUCGCCUACUGGAUUUCUACUCAAUAAUCAGCAUCAACAUCAACAUCAAACACAUCAACAAUACGGCGGCUAUUCCACAUCGUCGGGACUGCACUCGAGCAGUCAUAGUCACAGCAGCAGUUCAACGACACGUGCACCACCAAUUGGUAGUGGCGGCGGUGGUGUCGGCGGUCGUUUGUUUCCCUACUUUGGUGGUGAACACGAGCGUGAGCGUAAAAAAUCCGAAACGUCGUUUUUCAAUUUGGGCUUUCGGCGUAAAUCGACAGUAGUUUAUUAUGCUUCCACUGAUUAAAGGAGGAUUAGCUGCAUAAGAGUGUGACACACUGCGGUUAGGAGAGCAAGUGAAUGAUUCGAAUUUCAGACUGUAGCGAGUGGUGCGAGAGAGCAAGGUAUUAGUAGUUUUUCGUGGAAAUUAGUAGGUACUUGAUGUUCGAUGAAUGUUGAUAAUUGUGCAAGGAAACGAAAAUUAAAAAAAAACGAAAAAGAAUUUAUAUUCCGUAAUUGUGGUUUGAAUUUAUGCAAUUAAUAUUAUUAGAUAUGCAAAAUUAGUUAUUAAAUGUACUAAAUAUAUGUUGAACGAUUCGAAAUACAUACCAAUUACGUAAUGUGCGAAAGUACUUAAAAUUCUUGAAAGAUAUCAAUAACUUAUUUGAAAUAUGAGCCGUAGUAAAUUAUUGUAACGGCCC
Molecule: messenger RNA, 1677 nt
Organism: Rhagoletis pomonella (apple maggot)
Lineage: Eukaryota; Metazoa; Arthropoda; Insecta; Diptera; Tephritidae
Product: putative thiamine transporter SLC35F3
Exons: 9
Coding region: 147-1283 (378 amino acids)
Source: RefSeq, a predicted model, not a curated record